Messenger RNA from Nematostella vectensis (starlet sea anemone), 420 nucleotides. RefSeq names its product protein TsetseEP-like. The transcript has a single exon. The record is from RefSeq and is a predicted model, not a curated record. Lineage: Eukaryota; Metazoa; Cnidaria; Anthozoa; Actiniaria; Edwardsiidae. Bases 1 to 420 code for a protein of 139 amino acids.
AUGGAAGACAAGCCGGAAGACAAGCCCGAAGACAAGCCUGAAGACAAGCCUGAAGACAAGCCUGAAGGCAAGCCUAAAGACAAGUCUGAAGACAACUCUGGAGACAAGCCGGAAGACAAGCCUGAAAACAAGCCCGAAGACCAGCCCGAAGACAAGCCUGGAGACAAGCCUGGAGACAAGACUGAAGACAAGCCUGAAGACAAGCCCGAAGACAAGCCCGAAGACAAGCCCGGAGAAAAGCCCGAAGACAAGCUGGAAGACAAGCCGGAAAACAGACCGGAGGAACAUCCUGAAGACAAGCCGGAAGAAAAGCCCGAAGACAACCCCGAAGACAAGCCUGAAUACAAGCAGGAAGACAAGCCUGAAGACAAGCAGGAAGACAAGCCUGAAAGCAAGCCGGAAGACAAGCCGAAAAACUAG